AAAAGUGAUAUUGUUCAGUCUCGUAAUAUGCUCCAGAAUUAAGACAAAAUAUAACAAGUAUUUGCAAGUAGCACAGACGAAAUGGGUACACUCUUUACAAGCAAUAAAAUAUGUCCACACGUAUUUUAAAGUUCAUGCAGUACAACCACGUUUCGGUGAGCGACUGAUCCCAUGCAUGUACACACUAUGAUGUUCACAGACCUAUGAACUCGCCUAACGAUUCUUCCAUCGCUCAGAAACGUAUUAGAUGUACUAGAGAGGCUGAGAAAGUAUCUCCCUCGUCAAAUGAAUUGUGACUGGACCUAUUAAAUCCACUUCCACUGCACAAGAUCAGAUUUUUAAUACUCGUUUUUCAAGAAUUUCAUUCCGUCAACAACGAUUGAUACAGUAAUUUCUUUUCGGGUUUUUUUUUUUUUUUUUUUUUUUUUUCAUUGAGAUGUUGUUUAGAACUUUUUAAGUCUUAAUCGUGGGUGACACAUGUUGGGUUUGAGAAACACCAGCUUCAUCAAAAUAUCGUUCAAACUCAGCAUCACCAUGGCAACAGCACGAAUGCAGAGGACAGUGGCAACAAGACUGAUGCUACUCCUGGCGAUAGUCGCCUGCAAGCUGGGCGUGGAUGCCAAGGUGGACUAUGUGUGCACCUUCGGACCAAUGCUUUCAACGCAAGGUCCUGAUGGCACUCUACUGCACUUCUGCUCCACGGGCAUGCAGCCACCAUUCGUGACUCGCGGCCAUUACAUCGUGGCCACUGACAGCGCCAACCCGGGCAGGUGCUUCGAGUGCGUGUGCGAGGAUGACAUCGGCAUGGCGUGCUGCGAGAGGCCGUGCCCGUCAAAUUAACAGCCCCCAGGACUGCACAAGGCGACAAAACAUGCUCACACACGCAAUCACUGGAAUAAACUUGACAUGGUUUUGUAUUUCUACUGUGUACAUUAAAUGGUUUGUUUUCUGAA
This is a messenger RNA of Pomacea canaliculata, 953 nucleotides long. RefSeq lists its product as uncharacterized. The transcript has 3 exons. The coding region runs from base 478 to 840 and encodes 120 amino acids. The record is from RefSeq and is a predicted model, not a curated record. Lineage: Eukaryota; Metazoa; Mollusca; Gastropoda; Architaenioglossa; Ampullariidae.